Messenger RNA from Belonocnema kinseyi, 654 nucleotides. RefSeq names its product 60S ribosomal protein L19 (gene RpL19). Gene Ontology annotation, biological process: translation. Gene Ontology annotation, cellular component: cytosolic large ribosomal subunit; ribosome. NCBI's taxonomy places the organism in Eukaryota, Metazoa, Arthropoda, Insecta, Hymenoptera, Cynipidae. The transcript has 4 exons. Gene Ontology annotation, molecular function: structural constituent of ribosome; RNA binding. Bases 18 to 617 code for a protein of 199 amino acids. The record is from RefSeq and is a predicted model, not a curated record.
AACUCGUGGACAGCAACAUGAGCUCCCUAAAGUUACAGAAGAGGCUUGCCGCCUCGGUGAUGCGAUGUGGCAAGAAAAAAGUUUGGUUGGAUCCUAACGAAGUCAACGAGAUCGCCAAUACUAAUUCGCGCCAAAACAUCCGCAAACUCAUUAAGGAUGGUUUGAUCAUCAAGAAACCUGUCGCCGUACAUUCCAGAGCUAGAGUGCGCAAAAACACCGAAGCUAGAAGGAAGGGACGUCAUUGCGGUUUUGGUAAAAGGAAGGGUACUGCCAAUGCCCGUACUCCGCAAAAGGACUUGUGGGUCCAACGCAUGAGAGUCCUUCGUCGUCUCUUGAAAAAAUACCGUGAGACGAAAAAGAUCGACAGGCAUCUGUACCAUGCCCUCUACAUGAAGGCGAAGGGUAAUGUUUUCAAGAACAAGAGAGUCUUGAUGGAAUUCAUCCACAAAAAGAAGGCCGAGAAGCAGAGGUCCGAGAUGCUUUCUGACCAAGCCGAGGCUCGUCGUACGAAAGUGAGAGAAGCUCGCAAACGUAGGGAAGAGCGUAUUGCUGCAAAGAGGCAAGAGCUUCUUCAGUCGUACCAACGUGAAGAUGAAGCUGCCGCGGCGAAAAAGUAAUUUUUUACUGUUAAAUAAAGUGCAGAAAAUAUUUAAA